Molecule: messenger RNA, 1026 nt
Organism: Talpa occidentalis (Iberian mole)
Lineage: Eukaryota; Metazoa; Chordata; Mammalia; Eulipotyphla; Talpidae
Gene: CUNH8orf74
Product: chromosome unknown C8orf74 homolog
Exons: 4
Coding region: 62-937 (291 amino acids)
Source: RefSeq, a predicted model, not a curated record
CCCGGCCUCAGGAGGGGCCUGGUCAGUCCUGCUAGGCCUCCUAGCAGCUGGACGCGGGGCCAUGGCGCUCUUAACCCCCCAGGGAGUGAAAAGGGUCUUCCGAUUCCAGAAACCAGAAGGACGGGAGCACCUGCGGAAACUGCUGAACUGGGAGGAGUUUGAUGAGCUGAGGGAUGCCCGCAGAAGCAUCCUGCUGGACACCUUGUAUGAAAGCAUCAUCUUUGCUGUGGGCAAAGGCUUCCCAUGGGUGGGGGUGGCCCAGGUGGUCAAGUUCAUGGAAGAGCUGCUCAAGGAAACCAAAGGUUGCUCCAUCACCGAGGCCAUGACAGUCCUGGCGAGCAAGCUCCGCGAUUACCAGGGGCGCUUCAGCACCAAGCACCUGCGGGCGCUCUGCGAUUACUGCCACAACACCUUCAUCCGCCACUACAGGCUCUACCAGUAUGUCUUGGGCCAGGACCAGGACGUCCACCUUUCCGUCACCCACCUAGAGGUGUGCGCGCCGCCCCAGCCCCUGCCGCUGGCCCAGGGCGUGGACAGAGCCACCUGGAGGCGCGAGCAGCAGGUGGCAGAGCUGGGGCUGGCGGAGGCGCAGAGGCGCGCCAGCGUGCUGGUCCUGCAGGAGGCGCUGCGGCUGGAGAAGGAGCAGCAGCUGCACCAGAGGUUCUCGGAGGCACCGCAGGGCCAGGCCCUCAGGAGAGAGGAGGUAGAAAGCCUGGUCAGCGAGGCCAUUCGCGUCCAGGUGGAAUGCCUGAGGGCGCUGCUGCAGCACGAGAUCCAGGCCACCUUCGACAUCCUGGACCUGAAGCUCCAGAAGAAGACAAUAACCCUCGGCGCCCCGACCCCCUUCCCUCUCUGCAUCACCAGCCAGCCUGGCCAAGACGAGCCUCUCAAGCUGUCCAAAGCGAGCAGGGGAAAGAAAGGCAAAGCCAGGAAGUAGCAGGUCCCGGCGCCGCGGCCUGAAGAUGGGUCGGGCUGAGCCCCGGCACCGGCAGCGCAGAGGUUUCUAGCAAUUAAAAACCAGAAUGA